Messenger RNA from Fomitopsis serialis, 1518 nucleotides. RefSeq lists its product as uncharacterized. NCBI's taxonomy places the organism in Eukaryota, Fungi, Basidiomycota, Agaricomycetes, Polyporales, Fomitopsidaceae. The transcript is spliced from 5 exons. The coding region runs from base 1 to 1518 and encodes 505 amino acids. The record is from RefSeq and is a predicted model, not a curated record.
AUGCGCCUCAUCCGCACUGUCCAUACGUUGUUAGAGGGACUGUUGGUUCUUGUCGCUGCCGUAGCCUUCACGUCGACCUGGACCCGGGCCAGCCCGGACCUCGGGAAGCUCACCAAACACACGAUGAAGAUGCCGUCGGAAUACAUCCGCGAGGUGUCGACUCGUGUCCAAGCCGCCCUCGUACCCAUCUUCAGCCAACACGCGCCAGAUCUCCGGGCUGCGUUGACCUUCCUUCUCGACUCGCAGAGGUCGGGCAUGGGCGACACCCUCGGGGAUGUCGGUACAACGUCCUCGUUGGUGCUCAAGUUGGCUGAGGCUCGCAUCGCUGCUGAAGACUUGAUCUCGCUAAUCGAGAGCAGCUCGCUCGAACAUCGUGAAGAAAUGCAAUUUCUGCUACUGAAGUUUGCCGACGACGCGAGGGACACGAUUCGCGCCCUUCAACAGUUGUCUGCUCGACUGCAAAGCGGCGGCGAUCGUGUUGCGGUAACGCUUGACUCCGCGCGGCGGCUACUGUCCCCGUCCCUCCACGACUCCAACUCAGCUACGUACCAUCAGUCGCCGACAAAUGACGACAGGACGACGCGCGCGUACGAAUAUGCCCUGACCACGAUAGAAGGGGUCCUGCGUUCGUUGGUUCUAUCUGCAGAAACCGCCUUCGCGAGCCUAGAGGCGCUGGAUGCCCGUCUGCUGGCGAUUGGUGAAGCAAGUGCCCUGGAAGGUUUAGCCAUCCGUCAUGCGAGAGAGGACGUACUGUACAGUUUAUGGACCUACCUUGGAGGCAACCGGGAACAGCUCAACCACUUUGACCGCGACGCAGUGGUCCUGAAUAGUGUCAGCGACUACAAGAAGCUGUCCCUCACCUACAUCCAAUCCGUUUCUCGCGCGCUAGAGGCGAUGCAAGCUGGUUUAGAUGAGACACGCCGCAUUGCGUCGGGAGCGCUGCUCAUAGAGCAACCGACGCCGCAAUCUGCGGCGAAGCUUGGCCUGAGGGAGUUGUGGUUUGAAUUGUCAAGAUUGUCGACUCUGCGCUUGAGCUUAAUCCUGCUGGCUUCCGACUCGGAGACGGACGAUGUUCUCCAUGCGGGGCCGGUGUCCGCGGGUACAAAGCUUGUCGCCUCGCAAGUCAUAGUACUCAAUUGUCUCGUCACGGACCCCGCCCUUGAUAUCGAUGCGGAUAUGGACACCUCAGACGAAGCCUUCGACGACGACACGAGGCGCAUGCGCAAGCACGGCUUGCACGCCGCGAUGGACAUGCGCGGACAUGCGCGGCGGGCGCGCAAGCGCGAGAAGCAGGGGAGCAAGGAGGUCGGCGCACUACUAGUCCUGAAGAUGGAGCGCGGCGUUGCCCCCGGCCAGGGUGCGAUGCGCUCCAUCGUGCAGCUUGUCGGGAAAAUGGUGCUGCGCCGCCAAGACACGUUCCGGCCGCACAUGGGGCUCGGCGCGCCCUCGCCCUCUAUUGCGCCUUCUACGAUGCUCGGCUCAAGCGCGAGCGCGAGGAAUGCCUGCUGGCCGCGGUAG